UAAUGGAGAAGCUGGUGGCAGACAAGUGGGAAUCUGAGGAGCAUCUUAACCACAAAAUAAUUGAUAUGGUCAACACGGACAAUCUCAGAAAUAAUCUCAUGGAGCUGGCCAAGUUUCCACACCUGGCCGGGACAGAGAGAGAUCACCAGCUGGCCCAUUUGAUACAUAAUCGAUUCAUGAAGGCUGGCUUUGACACCGCUGACCUUGUUUCUUAUGAUGUCCUCCUUUCCCGACCCAACCGUACCAACCCUAACCUGAUCACUCUUGAAGAUGAACAAGGCCAAGUCAUCUUCACCAGUGCCUACCAAGAGAAGUCAUUGCAGAAGGAUGAUAGCGACCCAGAGUUCAUUCAUGCCUUUAAUGCCUACACACCUGCAGGUGAUGUGCGUACAGAGGCGGGUCGUGGGGUGGUGUAUGUCAACUAUGCCAGGGUCGAGGACUUUGACAAACUGGAAGAGCUCAAUGUUAAUGUCUCUGGCUGCAUUGUCAUUGCUCGCUACGGCAAGAUCUUCAGAGGGAACAAGCUGGUCCAUGCCCAGGAACGAGGUGCCAAGGGCAUGAUCCUCUUCUCUGAUCCCAAUGAUGUUGCCCUGGAGGGAGUGGAGGCACAGGACGUGUACCCCAACAGUUGGUGGCUCCCGGGGUCAGGCAUGCAGAGAGGAACCACCUACAUGGGUGAUGGAGACCCACUCACUCCUGGAUGGCCCUCAACAGCUCAGGCCUACAGACUCAAGAUUGAAGAUGCUGACCUGCCCAAGAUUCCCUGCCAACCUAUUGGUUACGACGAUGCCCGUGUCAUACUAGAGAAGAUUGGUGGCACUCCAGCCCCCGGUGAUGACUGGAAGGGCGGCCUGACAGGUGUGGCCUACAACCUAGGACCUGAGCUGCAAGAUCGCUACUCCAACUACACACUGAGACUCAACACACACAAUGUGCUCCAGGUCCACCGUUCCUACAACGUUAUUGGCAUCAUCAAAGGGGAAGUUGAACCAGACCGCUAUGUAAUCGUUGGUAACCACCGUGAUGCCUGGGGUUAUGGUGCCUCUGACCCCUCUAGUGGCACUGCCCAGAUGCUGGAGACUGCCCGUGUCUUGGGCCAACUCAUCAGUAGCACAGGCUGGCGACCACGCCGGACUCUUGUUUUUUGUAGUUGGGGAGCGGAGGAGUACGGUCUUAUUGGCUCCACAGAGUGGGUGGAGGAACAUGUGGACAAGCUAAAGGAGCGGGCAGUGAUGUACCUGAACACUGACACCUGUGCCUCAGGACCAAUCAUUCAUGUACCUGGCAGCCCUCUACUUUGGGACCCUGUCACUGCAGUCAUGAAGAUGGUGCCUGGUGUUCGAGAUGGUGCCACGGUAUAUGAUGAGUGGAAAGCCUAUCAAAUUUCCCAGAAUGUGACUACACUUAAGAUGAAGACAUUGGGUUCAGGAAGCGACUAUGCCCCAUUUUCUUUCUACUGUGGCAUCCCGUGUGUGGACAUGUGGUUUAGGAGAGAUAAGAAUAAGAAUGAUAUCUCCAUAUACCCUUCCUACCACACGGGCUACGAGACCUUUUACAUGGUGGAUAAGAAUGUUGACCCAGGAUUCAGGAUCCACCAAGGAUGUGGUAGGAUAGCAUCCCUCCUGCUCAAGUACUUUGCAGACUCUCUCAUCAUUCCUUACAGCCUGCAGCACCUGCCAGAGGCCAUGAAGGAUGCCCUUGACACCUUUAAGAAAAGUGGCACACGAGACAAGAUUAUUAGAAUAUAUGAAAAAUACACUCUUCUGGAGGAGUCUUUAACAAACUUUACUGACGCUGCUGCCACCUUCGAAAGAGAGCUCGAGGAGAAGAGGACAAAGAACUUAGAUCCAGUCACCAUCCGAGCCAUCAAUGACCAGAUGAUGAAGCUGGAACGAGUGUUCAUUCUACCAGCAGGUCUGCCAGGUCGACCAGACAUCAGGCAUGCGGUUUUUGCCCCAAGCCAAUUCGACAACUAUGCCACAUCAGGCUUCCCUGGAAUUUCCGAUCUUCUGCACAACAUAGAAGAGCUGAACGAGACUGAACGUCUUAAGAAAGAGGAGGAGAUCAAGAGACAUAUCUCUGACCUUACUAUUAUGGUACAAAGAGCCGUCAGCCUCUUAAAGGACUUCCACAUGAUCUAAAAUCAUAUUUUAUUACCAUUUUGUUAUGGUUGUAAAGGGUAAUGAGAGAGUAACAGUAACAGUGUACUUCUCCGAAGUCCCCGAUCACAAAAACAAAAGACAAUCAAGCGUAAACAAAAUAACAUAAGAUUUCUCUCACAUUUAAAGGUCUUCCAUAAUCUGAAAAAAAAACUAUUUUCUAGUUAUAAUGUUUCUUGGAAGAUUUCUACAUGAUCUGAGAACACAUUUUUAUGCUAUUUUAUCUUUACUUUAAAUUUUUUUUUUUUUUUUUUUUUUUUUUUUAUGUACGUUCCUCUUCAAGGGGGGCUCCUUGGCACAGUGAAGAGGCUCUUGAUCUGAGGAAUUAGACCUGUUGGUCUCCUUCCUCAGACCGAACCUAAUUACCCCCCAAUCCCCCCCUUCCCUAUCCCAUCCUCCCCUUCUUCCUUUCCUCCUCCUCCUCACCACCCCUCCCUUUUGCCCUUCCUCUUUUUGGCCUUUGGGAUUUUUCCCACAGGCACACUAGUUCAUAGGUAGGGGGAAGGGUACCGGGGUCCAUCCCAUUCCGUUGAGGUUCUUGGCGGUGGCGUAGUUUGCCGUGGGAUCUGGAUCGCCUGGGGAUGUCCCGAUCCCUCUCCGGUAUGCUGGAGGGUGGCUUUGGGUGUCUUUCGGGCGACGGGUGUAUCUCUGGAAGCCACCUUUUGGAUUCCGGGGGUGGUGGCCGAAGGAGGUAUGCUUAGUGGCGGAUAUCCGGCCGCCCUCUCUUUUGUCCACCGAGGUAGCUCGGCAGAUGUGAGGUUGCUAUCUCGGAUUGCUGGUUUACUGGCAUGAAGGGUAGGGUAUGGCAUGGGUUCCAUGCUGCAUCUGCGCUACUUGCGGUGCUGAGCUCCUCUUGGGCGCGGAGGGAGAUUUCUGGCCCUUUCAUUCCUCCUAGGAACUAUCCCUCCCCAGUCCCCCCUUUUUUUAUUUUUUUUUAUUUUUAUUUUCUUUUCUUCUUUCUUUUUUUUUCCUAAAAACAAAAAGAAAGAAGUAACCUAACCAUGGAGUCCCAAAUCCAUGACCCUGCUACCCCCAGGCCCCUUAUUGUUACCGCACCCUGUUCUGGCCUCGUCUUGUCUUUUGGCCACUCCCAAGGCCCCUGUACCUCUUGCUGGUGCUGUUUCCUCGCCCGCUUCAGGUACCGAGGCUUCCACUGACUCCUUCAAUUUGUCUGACCUCCGCUCUCCUUUGACUAUGCUUCCGGCCUCUCCCUCUAUGGUGUGACGAUUUUCGAAUCGCCAGCCUGUCUCAUGUCAGAUCGACUCUGGUCCCACUCCUAAAUGCCAACGACAUUCUCCAGACGAUGUUACUUCAUUACCUUCCCAUUCUACUCGGAAAAGACCGACACGUCAUGCACUCCCUCUCCACACUCAGUUUCGGACCACACAAUGGACUAAAUUCUUUACUUUACGACUGACUUCUUCUACUGCCUAUCUUUCUGACCAUAGUACUGGCAAAGCGCUCCUAUGCCACGUUGGUAGAGAUAUUUCCUUUCAUGCUCUUAAGAGUGGUACACGCAUCGUCACAGUCCAGAAUUCUACCCAAGCUCAUGAUCUUUCUCUUCUUUCACAUAUCGAUAGACACUUAUGUUCUUCCCACCCGCGGGCGAAGACGAUACCCUUGCAAUGUGGCUCGUUUAACUUUUGACAGCUGUGAACUCCCAUCCUCUGUUUAUGUAGCAGGACAUCGGUUACAAGUUUGGAAGGCGAUCCCUACACCGCAACAGUGUAGGAAUUGCUGGCAAUUUGGCCACCCAGCAAAAUAUUGCAGAUCUAUAGCUGAAUGCCCAGUCUGUGGUGCCGAUGACCAUUCAUACUCUCGCCAGUUUCUCAUCUCCGCCUCCAAGGGAGGCUACCCCGUGUUUCUCAUUCUCGAGUUUCAAAACGUCCCUCCACUUCUGGGGUCCCAUCUUCUGCAGCCUCCUCUGCGGUUGCCAGUCCCAUAGUCACUCCUGUAUCUAAUUCUUUUGCUGUCCUGGGCUCAGACGUCCCUAUUUCAACUCCUCAGUCUGUCUUCACUUCUUCAUGUCCUCCCUCACAAACCCCGGUAUCGACAAGACCUCGUACGACACCUCCUCCCAAUCGUCCCUCUACUUCUCAGAGGCCCAAAAAAAUCUCCUUUAACCCCUCCUUCCCUUCAUCCACCUCCACAUUUUACCUUCCCAGUCUCUGUACCUAGGUCUUCCCCUUUCACUGGCUCUGUUACAAGUGUGCAGGUUCAUCCUCCUCGUACUGUGCCUUCCUCCCCUGUCCCCUCCCAAGUUUCUUCCUCUUCUGCCACCUCCCAGGUUUCUGCCUCUUCUGUCCCCUCCCACACUUCUCCAGUUCCCUCCACCCUUUCACCCCCCCUACCUUGGUACAGUCCAUUACAGCUCUGAUCUUUACUCAAACUCCUCCUCCUUCCAUCUCCAAUAUUGUCUCCCAUACGACGUCUCUGAACUCCGAAACACUUGAAGCAAUCUCUGAAUAUAUUGCAGAGACCAAACCAUCAAUGGACACUGAUCCACCCUCUGUUCCUUCUCUUUCCUCUUCUCCAUCUGCGCAACUCCUCUCUUCACAAUGCACCGUUCCUUCGCUACUUGAACGUUUUCCUUUGCCACCGCAUGUGGACUUUUCUAACCCCUCUAGUCCAUAGGUACCCUUACCUGCAGAUUUCAGGUAUCUUUAUCGUUGCCAAUCAUGGCCUAUUUACAGUGGAAUAUUCGCGGCCUCAGGGGUAAUCGGGGUGAGCUUCAGAUGUUGCUCUCCCAGUUUUUUCCUGUUGGUGUUUGCUUACAGGAACCAAAAUUACACUGCCGUUAUCUAUCCUAUCUCAGGCUAUAAUUUAUUGUAUUCUUCAGAUCCUUUUCCUGAUGGGACCUUUAAUGAAAGUGCCCUUCUUCUACGCACUGAUAUUCCGUACCAUCAGCUAUUUGUUCGUACUUCGCUGCAUUACACAGCAGCCCGUAUUCACUUGCAUAGGUGGUAUACACUCUGUUCUUUGUAUCUCUCUCCUUCUCUGGCAUUAUCUAUCCCAGAUAUUGCCUUUCUUGUUUCGUCAUUACCGCCACCACUUCUGUUACUUGGCGAUUUUAAUGCCCAUCAUUUCCUCUAGGGGGUCUCACUGUGAUUCCCGUGGCAUUCAGUUAGAGGCUUUUCUUGCUACCCACCCCCUCCAUGUUUUAAAUACAGGUACUCGCACCCAUUUUGAUCCUCGGACUCAUACUCUCUCUCUUGCAUCGAUCUCUCAGUCUGCUCUUCCUCUGCUGCAUUAGACUUCACCUGGUCUGUUCUCCCGGAUUUACAUGACAGCGAUCAUUUGCCAAUCAUUCUUACUUCCCCUUCAUAUUCACCACCUCUUCGUAACUCACGCUGGCAAUUUGAUCAGGCAAAUUGGAACCUUUACUCACAACUAACUGUUUUUAGUGAGGUUCCUUCUUCGUCCUCCACUGAUGAGCUUUUACACCUCUUCUCGUCCUCCGUUUUAACAGCAGCUUCUCAUUCUAUACCCCAAACUUCGGGCAGGCAUUCUCAGAAAUGCGUGCCUUGGUGGUCUCCUGCUUGUGCUUGUGCAGUACGUUUGAAAUGCACUGCGUGGGGCAGGUACCGGUACAAUAGAACCACAGAGAGACUUAUUGAUUUUAAGCAGAAGCGUGUGAUUGCUCGCUGUGUCAUCCGUGAUGCUAAAUGCACUUGCUGGCGAGAUUGUCUCCACCAUCACCUCUGCUUCUUCUAUGAGUGGUAAAUAUUCUCCUGACCCGGCUCCUGUUCUGCGGGUUGCCAGUGUUGAUAUAGCAAACCCACUAGAUGUUGCCAAUGAAACUGUCAAUCAUCUGGUCCGUAUUUCUCAGGGGCUCCAUCUAUGCCCCUUGUUUCUUUCCUCCAAGUCUGCCAGAGAGUUAGCACCCUUGGACUUUUCUUCUCUCAGAGAAGAACAGUAUAAUGUGCCUUUUACACUUCAGGAACUGGAGGCAACACUCUCAGCUUGCCGAUCAUCGGCAGCUGGGCCCGACGACAUUCAUAUUCGUAUGCUACAACAUUUACAUCAGUCAGCCCUUGCAGUCCUAUUAUGCCUUUUCAAUCUUAUUUGGUCACAGGGAGUUCUUCCACAGCUGUGGAAAUCUGCCAUUGUUCUCCCUUUCCGCAAACUGGGUACUACGGGACAUGAAGCCUCCCACUAUCGUCCCAUUGCUCUUACCAGUGCAGUUUGCAAAGUGAUGGAAUGCCUGGUAAAUAGACGUUUAGUGUGGUAUUUAAAGACACACAACAGUCUCUCCACUCGUCAAUAUGGCUUUCGUAAGGGCCGUUCUGCCAUAGACCCCUUACUACGCUUGGAUACGUAUGUUCGUAAUGCCUUUGCGAAUAACCACUCGGUUAUUGCCAUAUUUUUUGACCUUGAGAAGGCAUAUGACACAGCUUGGAGGUAUAAUAUUUUGGCCCAAGCCGACUCCUUAGGCCUUCGAGGCAAUCUACCAUCCUUCCUUAAGAACUUUUUAACCGACAGACAUUUCCAUGUUCGGGUUAAUAAUGUGCUCUCCCCGGACUUUAUCCAAGCUGAAGGUGUCCCCAGUGUUGUGUUCUGAGCACAACACUUUUUCUCCUUGCUAUAAAUGAUUUGGCCUUUAGUCUUCCAUCCAAUAUUUGGUCAUCACUCUAUGUUGAUGACUUCGCUAUUGCAUGUGCAGGCGCUGACUGUCACCUCAUUACAGUUUCUCUCCAACAUGUGGUCGACUGUGUUUCCAAUUGGGCCACCACACGUGGGUUUAAAUUUUCCAGUACCAAAACUCAUCAAAUUACUUUCACUAGACGCUCUGUCAUCGCCGAUCAUCCUUUGAACCUCUAUGGCUCCCGUAUCCCUGAACAUGAUACAGUCAGGUUUCUAGGCCUCCUCUUUGACCAUAAGUUAUCCUGGAAACCUCACAUUACGUCUCUGAAGGCAACUUGUCACAGCUGGCUGAACCUUCUUAAAACCCUUGCUCAUCUUUCAUGGGGAGCUGAUCGUCGAACUCUCCUUCGCCUACAUUCCGCCCUCAUUUUAUCGAAAUUUGAUUUUGGUGACCAGAUCCAUUCAGCGGCCUCUCCUGCUACUCUCUCUAGCCUUAACCCCAUUCAUCACCAAGGAUUAUGUUUAUGCCAUAGUGCUUUUUGCUCUUCCCCUGUUGAGAGCCUCUAUGCAAAGCGAACGUUCCAUCCUUAUCCGAUCGCCGUGAUGCCCAUUGCCUUCGCUACCAUGUACGCUCUCAUGAUCUCCGCAAUCCUUCCAUUUAUAGAAUGGUCACCGAUAUUAGUAGACAUUCUUUAUUUGUUCUCUACCCCUGUUUGCUCCGUCCCUUCUCCCUUCGCCUACAUUCGCUCUUGUCUUCUCUUCAAUUACCACCUCUCUAUGUUCAUGUAGCAUCUCACUUUUCCCUACCCCCCCCUGGGAAGUUCCAGCUGUUCGAGUCUGUUCUUUCUCACUCCCUUGCUUGAAAGCCCAACUGUCUACGGUAGCUUCCCACUCUCUUUUUCUUGACCACUUCCACUCUCAUUCUCAUGCCAUUGCAGUGUACACAGAUGGCUCUAAGUCUUCUGACGGCGUAGGAUUCGCAGCAGUGUUUCCGGACAGCAUCGUACGAGGGCAUUUACUAUCUUCGGCUAGUAUCUUUACUGCUGAAUUGUAUGCCAUUCUUGCAGCACUUAUCCGUAUUGCAUCUAUGCCUAUGUCAUCAUUUGUGGUUGUCUCAGAUGCCCUUAGUGCUUUACAGGCUAUACAGAAAUUUGAUACACCUCACUCCUUAGUCCUCCGUAUCCAACUUUGGCUACGCCGCAUCUCUUCCAAGCAUAUUGUUUUUUGUUGGGUCCCUGGUCAUGUUGACGUACAGGGCAAUGAACAGGCAGAAACUGCUGCGCGGUCAGUAGUACAUGACCUACCAGUUUCAUAUAGAGGUGUUCCAUUUAUGGACUAUUUUGCUGCAAUAGCUACCCACCUUCACACCCGUUGGCAACAACGUUGGUCUACCCUACUCGGUAACAAACUUCAAUCUAUUAAACCGAGUAUAGGUUACUGGCCGUCUUCUUGUCACCAGUGCCGAGGUUGGGAGACUACUCUCUCCGUCUUCGCAUUGGCCAUACUCGUCUUACUCAUGGUUAUCUCAUGGAGAGGCGCCCUUCUCCUCUCUGUGAGAAUUGUCAAAUUCCAUUAUCGGUCAGCCACAUUCUGUUAGACUGCCCACUUUAUCAACGAGCACGCAGAAUAUACCUCCAACGUCGUCUUCACUCCGCUGCUCUCACUUUACCUUCCCUUCUCGCUGAUGGACCCACCUUUCAUCCGGACUCUCUCAUUGACUUUUUGACAACAACUGACUUACUUCACAAACUCUGAUGAUACCUUCAGCCCUUUCUACCUUGAUCUCUUGCUGCCCUCUACCCCCACACUAUCCCCUGCCCCGCUGUUUUCUGUAACCUACUGAUCAUCCCUCCCCCCUUCUACCGCCCAAUACCCUCGCUUCCUUCCCUACCCUGCAGCGCUGUAUAGCACUUGUGGCUUAGCGCUUCUUUUUGAUUAUUAUAAUAAUCAGACUCCCUUAGUGCUUUACAGGCUAUACAGAAAUUUGAUACACCUCACCCCUUAGUCCUCCGUAUCCAACUUUGGCUACGCCACAUCUCUACCAAGCAUAAAGAUAUUGUUUUUUGUUGGGUCCCUGGUCAUGUUAACGUACAGGGCAAUGAACAGGCAGACACUGCUGCGCAGUCAGCAGUACAUGACCUACCAGUUUCAUAUAGAGAUGUUCCAUUUAUGGACUAUUUUGCUGCAAUAGCUACCCACCUUCACACCCGUUGGCAACAACGUUGGUCUACCCUACUCGGUAACAAACUUCAAUCUAUUAAACCGAGUAUAGGUUACUGGCCGUCUUCUUGUCACCAGUGCCGAGGUUGGGAGACUACUCUUUCCCGUCUCCGCAUUGGCCAUACUCGUCUUACCCAUGGAUAUCUCAUGGAGAGGCACCCUGCUCCUCUCUGUGAGAAUUGUCAAGUUCCAUUAUCGGUCAGCCACAUUCUGUUAGACUGCCCACUUUAUCAACAAGCACGCAGAAUUUACCUCUGUCGUCAUCUUCACUCCGCUGCUCUCUCUUUACCUUCCCUUCUCGCUGAUGGACCCACCUUUCAUCCGGACUCUCUCAUUGACUUUUUGACAACAACUGACUUACUUCACAAACUCUGAUGAUACCUUCAGCCCUUUCUACCUCAAUCUCUUGCUACCCUCUACCUUGCAUUAUCCCCUGCCCCGCUGUUUUCUGUAACCUACUGAUCCCCCCCCCUUCUGCCGCCCAAUACCCUCGUUUCCUUUCCUACCCUGCAGCGCUGUAUAGCCCUUGUGGCUUAGUGCUUCUUUUUUAUUAUAAUAAUAAUAAUAAUUGAUGUAUGUUACCCUAUAAUGUCCUUGCUUGAAACGGGUUAAUGUUUGAAGAAACUUUCCAUAAUCAGUAAAAUAUGAUGUCUGGCUGUGCAGUUUUCUCCUCUUCUUUGAUCUUCAGCCUUUUUUUUUCUGAAAGGCAUUUAAUCUCAUCAUAUACAGUUAUCUUUUUAAAAGACACUGGACUUAAGAAAGGUUGUCUAUGGACUAUUCAUACUGUCCUGGUUGUUAAGGCUUAUCUGUUUUACACCCCAAUUGUUGGUUCACAUAGGCACCUCAGGGUCUCUUCUUAGGCUAAGAAUUUUCCUGCCAACUGACAUCUUAUGAUAGUCUCUAUUUCACUCUCCUAGCACCUGGGAUACCCUCUCUUAACAGUUUAGAUUUUUGUUUCAGCAACCAUUAAUCUUUGCAACACCAACAGACCUUAAACUUCUUGUCCCAGUAACUGUCCAUUUCUCUAAGGGUGGGUUUCCCGCAUCUUGACUGCCUUACCUAACUUCUGACAUUGGUGUACCAUGAAACUGUUUUCUUUGAAUUCUAACUGCCCAUGAUUCAAAACAGUUUUCCCAAGCACUGUUAAUAUUCAUGUGCUGAUAGUUAAUAAUGGCAGAAUUAAAUUGUAUAGUAUUUUGUCAAAUAGCAUAUGUAUAGUGUUUAUAUUAGAAAGAUGUACAAUAUAUUUUUUAAUGUUACUUGUUUUAAUAAUUGUUAUUUUUUAUAAUACAUGUAUUCUCUAUACAAUAUUCAUUUUUCUUCAGUGCUCAGUCAUUUAGGAGCAAUUUUUUCUGAAAAAAAAAAAAAAAAAAAAUUAGGGUGAUUGUAGUCAACAGACCUUAAAUCUACAGUAAUUAAAUUCUAAUCCUCAUACAGUGGUACCUCGGGAUCUGACCCUAAUUUGUUCCAGAAGGCUGUUCGAGUACCAAACAAAUUUGUUCCGAUAAGGAAUCAUGUAAAGUAGAUUAAUCCGUUUCAGACCCCCAAAAAUACACUUACAAAAGCACUUACAAAAAUACAUAAUUGUUCAAGUUCGUAUCCUGAGGUGCCACUGUACGUACUCUGUUUCAAAAAGAUAUACAUGUAUAGCAUAAAAAUUUAGUGUAGAAUAUUGUUUAUGUUGUUUUCAUAAUGGUAUUGAGAUUCUUUUAUUGGCAAAAAUACUCCUUUCUGAGAAUAUAGUAUAACCUAUAAAAAAAUACAAGAAUAAAUUAGUAUGUAUUGGUGUUUUGCCUUGAGAGACUGUUUUGAUUUUAAGAAUCCCCAAAUUAUUCACAUAUAAUUCUUUCAUCUGGCAUUUAAUUUGUAAAUUUUUUAUGCAUAUUUAUAAAAAAAUAAGAACUGCAUUGUUAUUGAAUAACAAAGUGUGUGUUAAACUUCUAUGGGUGACACAGUAGUGUGUUGGGAAGGAAAGGACGGGGUGCACUUUUAAAAGGUUAGAAGAGUGGCGAGUUUAUUUGUAUGCAAGUCAUAGUUGGUGCAGUAGGUUAACUGGUGUCUACAGUGCUUUCAUAGUUUUGAGAUAGGAAUUUUAUUGCAAUUAUUCAACUACUGUAUUCAUCUGAUACUGUAUAUGUUAAUAGCUGGAAAUAAUUGCCAUAUAAUUUUUUUUAAAACAAUGGCCGUCUCUCGCCAAGGCAGGGUGAUCCAAAAAAGGAGAAACGAAAGCUUUUCUUCUUUUUACAUUUAGUAAUUUAUGCAGAAAGGGUUAUUAGCCCCUUACUCCUGGCAUUUUAGUCACCUUUUAUGACAUGCAUGGCUUAUGGAGGAAGAAUUCUUCUCCACUUCUCCUUGGAGUGCCAUAGGAAAUAAAUUUUAUCAUUUAUACUUGGUAUAUAGCGAGAAACUCGACUAUAAUUACCUUUGACAAUCGGGUCAAGCAUCAAGCUAAGGAUUAUUAACUGCUAAGGAAAUUAAUUGCUAGUUUCUCCAGAGGGUGAAUCCUGACAUGUUUUAAAAUGCUUAUCAGUAAAAAUUACUGGCUUGUUUUAAUACAUUGCACAGUACAGUAGUAUUUUUUUUUAUUUGUAUAUAUAUAGUCACUGCAAUUCAUCCUUCAUUAGUUUGUACAUAGGUCAUUACAUGCAGUACUAACAUCAAGUACAGUGGUGCCUUGGAAUACGAACAGCUCAAAACUCACAAAAGCACUUACAUAAUUGUUUAAGUGUAUUUUUGGGGGUCUGAAACGGAUUAAUCUAAUUUACAUUAUUCCUUAUGGGAACAAAUUCAUUCGGUAUCGGCAUUCAAACAGCCUUCUGGAACAAAAUAAAUUCAUAUCCUGAGGUACCACUGUACAUACACUGUAAAUCUUCAAAAGAGGGAGUAAAGUUAACUACUGUAUUUUCCGGCAAAUAAGGCGCAGUUUUCCCCAAUAAAUGUAUUGAAAAUCACUCUGCACCUUAUAUGCUCAAGAUCAGGGUCAAGAGUAGGCAUUGGGUUAUGCUUUAGCAGUUGUUUACUUAAGUUACAUUACAAAUGCCUGGAAACAUUGUGCCAGCAAGCAGCUGACACUCAUAUGCUGGAAAACAUGGAAUAUAUGCAUUGAUAUAUAACCCACAUGACAGUGAUUAUGUGUGAAUCAUGGUGAAAGUGUUUCUUCCUGUUUCAAGUCACCCAGCCUCAGUGGGAGACAGCCAGCGUGUUAAAAAAAAAAUAAUGUAUAAUAUAUGUAUAACCUUUUACUGGCUUUCCAGUGUGGGCUUUAUUUCAUUAAUGUACUUAAAGACUUUAUAUGUUAUUGACUGAAUAUGUAAUGUACUUAAAAACCUCAAAAUUGCAGGGGUUAUACAAUUUUUCUUUAGUUGGCAUUUGAGGCCAUACAUCUAUAAAUAUUGCUCUACUCAGGUUAAGAAGGAAUGUUGACAUACAUAAGAAAGAAUAUUGAUGUUCAUGAGAAAGAAUGUCCUGGGGAAUCCAAUGGACACAUUUUGAACAAAAUAUGAUGAGUUUUCAAUAUAAGGCUCAUGUGCCAAGCUCAAAAAUACUGGCAACAGAAAACAUGGGCAAUGCAACAACAUGACUAACACGAAACCUACAAGCAACACAAUAGCAUGUGCCAAGCUCAAAAACAUUGCCAACCCAAAAUAUCUGGAUCCAUAAAAACUUGGAUAACUGAAUCCCAUGAAUUUUGGGUUCAACUUGUACUAGAUUUACACUACUGUUCUGUAUAUAAAAUACAAUACAGUUUAACCUUGAUUUAUGGACUAAAGGUGGAGUGUGUGUCCUGUAAUGCUGACUGUCCCUUAAAUUCAAAUGGUAAGACUGUUCGUCCAUGAUCAAAACAAUGAAGAACAAUUCUGGAAACAAGAGCAGUUAAUUUACUCAGCAGACCAUAAUACUAAACAGUUAACAAAAAUGGACAAUUAUGGAGUUAUAUUUUUGAACUUGUCAAGACAAUGGAUUUUGUCUGCUAAAUCUGAAGAUCAUUAAAUUGAAGUCCAUAGCACAGAGGUUGUACUUUGUUUAUAAAAAAAUAAAAUGUAUUAAUAUUUAACUUUUAUGUACAUAAUACAUACAGUAUAUGUUCUCAUCACCAAUAAAAUAAAAGCAAGAUUUUUAUUAUUGGUUCUUUUAGGCCAGAAUUAUACUUACAUAGCAGGUUAGGUUCUGGGCUACUGCUGUAAAGUGAAACAUGGCCUUUUUUCACUUUUAAAGACAUAAAAACCUGAUCACAUGUUUACACUAUCAUACAUUAAGUAAGCAACAGAGCUAGGCUUAAAAAAUACACAUACAGUACACACAUUACUUGCCUUAAUAUAUUUGUCCUUAGCUUAUAGUGAGUGGUGAAUAUAUUUAUUGUAGGAAGUCUGAAUAAAUGAAGAAUGGGUAUAAAUGAAACCCACUGUAUUAGUGAAACACUGUAAAUCAAGGCCCUCCUCUAUUAUAUUCAUGUAAAGAUCUAAACCUGUAUGGAGCCAUUUGCUUUACACCUGUCCAUCUCUGCUCAUUGUGCUACAUACUAUAUUAAUUAAAAUGGUUCAAAUGUAUAUACAAGUAAUAGUAAUAUAAAAAUUAUUUAUAAUUAUAUGACUUGGUCAUUUUAAGUGUGUACACAGAAUAUUGUAUAUUGAAUUCACAUACUGUACAUGUAAUUUAUAUACAGUAGUAUUGUGCAGGUAUAUUGGUAAAUGUGUUUGAAUUUCUAUGGAGUAGAUUUAAGAAUGCAGUGGUAGAAUGCACAGCAUUAGACUGUGGUUACAGGAUGAUGGGAAUAAGAGUGAUUAGUGUAAUGAUGAGAUAAAGAGGGUGGCAGAGAGUAAAAAAAAAAGCAUGACAUAUAUAUUUAUAGUUUAAAAAAAAUGUAGAGAAGGCAGAGUAUAUGGGGAGAAAGAGGUUAAACAAAUGGUGAGGGAGUGCAAGAGAGAAGAGGAAAGGUGAUAUCAGCAAAUUUUACUGAGAAUAAUAAAGGGUUUUUGAGAGAGAUUAAUAAAAAAAGCCUGGGGAACAAAUGGACUUGGUAAUUAAAACUUGGAUGCCUGAUUAGUUACCUGUGACAGUGAAACCUACACUAAUUGCCAUAACUGCUACAAUCCCAUAACAAGACACAUAGGCAACAGUUAGGCAACUUUAUUCCGAAACAUUUCGCCUACACAGUAGGCUUCUUCAGUCGAUUACAGAAAGUAGGCAGGAACAGUAGAGAUGUGAAGACGAUGUAAUCAGUCCAUCACCCUACUGUUCCUGCCUACUUUCUGUAAUCGACUGAAGAAGCCUACUGUGUAGGUGAAACGUUUCGGAAUAAAGUUGCCUAACUGUUGCCUGUGUGUCUUACCUACCAACCUGUCAGUAUUGUAUACCAUUUUGAUGUUCAAUCCCAUAACAAUCCAAAAACUCCAGGGUUUCCAAAUUUAGCAAACUUAUUACCCAUACUAGAAUCAAAUGUCACAUGAUGUCCACCUGCAACCUGCCUCACCUUGUUAUGCACAACCUGUCUUGGACCCAUAUGUAAGACUUCCCCAUCCCCCUCCCCCUUUUUUUUUGGGGGGGGGUUUACUCUGUAUUACGACUGAAGCCACUCAUGGUGAAUCAUUUCCUUUAAUAAAUAUCUUGAACUGU
Molecule: messenger RNA, 14576 nt
Organism: Cherax quadricarinatus
Lineage: Eukaryota; Metazoa; Arthropoda; Malacostraca; Decapoda; Parastacidae
Product: N-acetylated-alpha-linked acidic dipeptidase 2
Molecular function (GO): carboxypeptidase activity
Source: RefSeq, a predicted model, not a curated record